Messenger RNA from Eruca vesicaria subsp. sativa (arugula), 1285 nucleotides. Lineage: Eukaryota; Viridiplantae; Streptophyta; Magnoliopsida; Brassicales; Brassicaceae. The record is from the annotation of a GenBank genome assembly.
GCCGGUUUUCUUGAACGUGGAAUCUCUUUUCUUUCUCCGGUGAAAGGGAAGAUGAAGAUAUUUGUCAAAACUCUGAAGGGUGAUCGCUUCCAGAUCCAAGUCAACCCCGAGGAUUCGGUUGCGGAUGUGAAGAAGAACAUAGAGACUGUGGUGGGAGUUACUGCAUCAUAUCCUGCUGCAGAACAGAUGCUUAUUCACAAAGGAAAAGUGCUUAAAGAUGAGACAACAGUAGAGGCUAACAACGUUUCCGAGAAAAGCACUAUCUGCGUUAUGAAGAGAAAACCUGCAUCUACCGGAACGUCUCCUCCUACUGAACCUGCAUCGGCUGGUGAAUCAUCAUCAUACGUGGCAAGUGGAAGAGUUUCAGAGAGUAACACUCAGAAGAUUCUUGAGAUGGUCGGAAUAGGCUGGAACCGUGAAAUGGUUACCUCUGCACUCUAUUUGGCAUAUGAUGACAUUGAUACAGCUUUGGAAUAUCUUUACUUGGGUUUUCCGGAGCAGAGUGAAGAUCCUUACAUAACGUCUGAGGGCACACAGGAUCAAACUCAAGAACCUGAAAGUCCUGAUGAAGCAGACGAAGAACGGUUAUUUAAUUUCUUCUAUACUCCAGAGCACGAGUAUCUACGAGAUCUGGUGCAAUCAGACCCUCUUUACGUAAAGGAUUUUGUAGAGAUGCUAGAGGAACGAGAUCCGCCAUUGUUUGAGUUGAUUCAAGACAACAAGGCUCUCUUUUUACGCUUACUACUUGAAGUUGAAGGAGGAACACGUGCCAAUGACAUGGUGCAGCCUCAGGAAAUCCAAGCAGACCAGACCAACGAACCAAACAACGGAGGAGAUGGUGGCAACCAAGUGAAAGAGUCUGAAGAAACCGAAGUUAAGCAGCCUCAAGCAGACCAAACCAACAAACCAAAUAAAGGAGGAGAUGGUGACAACCUAGUGGGAGAGUCUAAAGAAACCGAAGUUGAAGUCGCUACUACCCCUGAGGAUAAUGAAUGGAUCGAACAGCUGGAAGCACUGGUAUUUGAGAGCAACAGGAACGUACAAGGGGCUGAAAACCAUCUUCUAGAUGACAACCACAAGCCUCGCGAAUAACACCAUUAAACCAAACUCUCUCUCUUUCUCUAUGAGUUUCUUUCUUGGCUUGUAAUGGUUACAUCUAUUUUUCUAUCGAGAACCAAAUGUCUUGUUUCUGUAACAUGGUUUCUUUUGCUCGAUUUGGUUAACACAGUUGGGGUGAUUCAUUGAUGUGUAUAAUACAUUUCCUUACAAUAAAUGAAUAUAUCUC